Molecule: messenger RNA, 2097 nt
Organism: Juglans regia (Persian walnut)
Lineage: Eukaryota; Viridiplantae; Streptophyta; Magnoliopsida; Fagales; Juglandaceae
Exons: 1
Coding region: 1-2097 (698 amino acids)
Molecular function (GO): zinc ion binding; nucleic acid binding
Source: RefSeq, a predicted model, not a curated record
AUGGAUAAGUCUCAAUCUCUCACAUCACCACCAUAUUUUGAUGGAAACAACUAUACUUAUUGGAAAGUCCGAAUGAAAGCGUUUCUAAAGUCUGUGGAUGAACGAGUGUGGGUUUCCAUAACAAAAGGAUGGAGAGAACCAGUUGUUAUCAUUGAGGGAGUUCAAACUCCCAAAAGUGUGGAUAAUUACUCUAGGGAUGAAAUAAGUGAGUGUGGUUGGAAUAACAAAGGCCUGAAUGCGAUUUUCAUGGCUGUGUCCCAGGAGGAGUUCAAGCUAAUCUCCAUGUGUGAAAAUUGUAAACAAGCUUGGGACAUUCUUGAGGUUACCCAUGAAGGUACCAAGGCUGUUAAGAAUUCUAAGCUUCAAAUGCUAACCACAAGUUUUGAAGAACUUAGAAUGAAAGAUGAUGAAACUUUUGAUGCCUUCUAUGCCAAACUCAAUCAUGUUGUCAAUUCUAGUUUUAAUUUAGGAGACAAAAUCCCUGAGAAUAGAAUUGUGAGAAAAAUUCUCAGAUCUCUUCCUGAGAGAUUCCGUCCCAAAGUCACUGCCAUUGAAGAGAGCAAAGAUUUGGACAAUAUGAGAAUUGAAGAGCUGGUGGGCUCUCUACAAACCUAUGAGCAUACUCUUCCUGUGGAUAAGAAAAAUAAGUCCAUAGCUCUCAACACUAUCAAUGAGUCAUCUGAUGAGUUGUCCGAUGAGUUGGCUAUGAGUGACAAAGAAGUAGCCUUUUAUGCUAAAAAAUUCAGGAAGAUGUUUGUAUCUAGAAAUAGAAAGAAUUGGGGAGAUAAGAAGAAAAUGUUUGAGAGAGUUAAUGGAAAUUCCAGUUCAGGAAACAAGGAAAUGAGCUCUAAGAAAUAUACUAGAGCCACCAAAGACAGGGUACAAUCUGAUAUUCAGUGUCAUGAAUGUCAUGGUUUUGGGCACAUUCGCUUUGAGUGUGCAAAUUACAAAAAGGCCAUAGAGAAAGCAAAUGGUGCGUCUUUGAGUGAUAAUGAUUCUGAGACAAGUGACUCUUCUAAGAGUCCCUCUCCAAAGAAAAAUCGCAACUACAUGGCAUUCACUUCUUUUGUUGGUGGCCAAAGUCACAGAAGUGAAUCAACGUCUGAAAAUGAGAGUGUAUCCGGAAGUGAAUCCGGGGAUGAUGAUGAGUUGGAGGAAAUCUAUGAGAAGUUGUACAAAGAAUGUGUAAAAUUGAGGAAACUCAAUAAAGCACAUAUUGAGAAUAUAGAUAUUUGCAAAAGAGAAAAUGAGGAUCUCCAAGGUAAAUUGAAUGAAGCCAAUUGUCUAACCGAUCAGUUGCAAAAGAGGAAUGUGUCACUCGAGGAUAAAAUGAAAAUGCAGGGAAGUGAGUUGAUUUUGUUAAACGAUAAGUUGAAAAAUUUGUCUACUGGGAAACAAAAGCUUGACAAAAUCCUAAACUCAGGAAAGUCCUUUGGUGACAAGAGAGGUAUAGGAUAUAUUGAAGGGAAAUCUGAUGUGGCUUCAACUUCAAAAAUCCCAUACAAAAGGGUAGGAAAAAUAAUGUUUGUUCCUGCUUCGAAUGAGAAUGGCAAACCUCAACUUUUGAAAAAGGGUAAGAAACCCCUACAUGUGCAAAAGCCUGUCCCACCUCCCAAGAGACAAGGAGCUCGCAACACAAGCCCUAUAUGUCAUCAUUGUGGGAAGGUUGGUCAUGUUAGACCAGAUUGCUUCAAGUUAAAAAAUCAUCAUGCCCCUACUUUCUCUAAAAGUAGGAUUGUCUAUCCUUCUAAAAAGAGUAAGAAGUUCUUGAAUGCUUCCAGGUAUGUUUCACCUUCCAUGAGACAUGAAGUUCACAAGGCAAACCACGUUUGUCACAAUUGUGGUAAGAUUGGUCACAUUCGACCAAACUGUUUUGAGGUUAGGGACCAUCCUAAGAGAAUUGAAAAGCCCUACUCAAGAAAAGGGCAUCAAAACUUGUGGAGCCAAGUCAUGGUCUUGACCAAACAAAAUGAGAUUAUCAAUGUGAAGUUAGACCAAUUGACUACUAGACAGAAGGUUGAUAAGGUGAAUCAUCCAAAAGUGAGACAAGUGUGGAUGAGAAAGGGGGAGGAGCAGACCAGACAUGGUAUAGACUGA